Messenger RNA from Lemur catta (Ring-tailed lemur), 492 nucleotides. RefSeq names its product testis-specific Y-encoded protein 3-like. The transcript has 5 exons. The record is from RefSeq and is a predicted model, not a curated record. Gene Ontology annotation, biological process: nucleosome assembly. Gene Ontology annotation, molecular function: histone binding; chromatin binding. Gene Ontology annotation, cellular component: chromatin; nucleus. The coding region runs from base 1 to 492 and encodes 163 amino acids. NCBI's taxonomy places the organism in Eukaryota, Metazoa, Chordata, Mammalia, Primates, Lemuridae.
AUGCAGUUUGUGAAACAGCCCCAGAUGUCGAUCCUGGUCAAUGAACAAGAGGAGGACAUGCUUAGCUACAUGAUCCAUUUGGGGGUGGAGGAAAUCAAGCAUCCCAAAAUCUGCUACGGGAUCUUGCUGUUCUUCGGGAACAAAUCCUGCUUCUGGAAAAAUGUGGUUACCAAGGAAUAUCUCGUUAACAUUACUGAAUACAGAGCACCUCAUUUCACUCCAGUUCAAUGGUAUCAGGAUUAUGAGCAUGAGGCCCACAGCCACCCCCACCAGAACAGCAGUCUUAACUUCUUCAACUGGUUUUCUGACCACAACUUUACCGACUCUUACACGAUUGCUGAGCUCAUCACUGAAGACCUGUGUCUCACUCCCUUGUGCUACUAUACAAGAAUGAAGGCGCCUGCGGAAGAAACAGAGGACAGGAAAGUGUGCACCUUCUCCCACCACCUGCUUGGCGGCAACUGUCAGUGUAACCGAUAUUCCACCCAAUAG